AAGAACGAUUUAAAAAUGGGUGAUGUUGAGAAGGGCAAGAAGAUUUUUGUUCAGAAGUGUGCCCAGUGCCAUACUCUGGAAAAGGGAGGCAAGCACAAGACUGGGCCAAAUCGCCAUGGUCUGUUUGGGCGAAAGACAGGUCAGGCUGUCAGAUUCUCUUACAAUGAUGCCAACAAGAACAAAGGCAUCACCCGGGGAGAGGAAACGCUGAUGGAGUGUUUGGAGAAUCCCAAGAAGUACAUCCCUGGAACAAAAAUGAUCUUCGCUGGCAUUAAGAAGAAGGGAGAAAGGGCAGACUUGAUAGCUUAUCUCAGAAAAGCUACUAAUGCGUAA
This is a messenger RNA of Mesoplodon densirostris (Blainville's beaked whale), 333 nucleotides long. RefSeq names its product cytochrome c-like. Gene Ontology annotation, cellular component: mitochondrial intermembrane space. The record is from RefSeq and is a predicted model, not a curated record. Gene Ontology annotation, molecular function: heme binding; electron transfer activity. NCBI's taxonomy places the organism in Eukaryota, Metazoa, Chordata, Mammalia, Artiodactyla, Ziphiidae. Bases 16 to 333 code for a protein of 105 amino acids. Gene Ontology annotation, biological process: mitochondrial electron transport, ubiquinol to cytochrome c; mitochondrial electron transport, cytochrome c to oxygen. The transcript has a single exon.